GAUGUAUCUUUCACAGAUUCUGCAAAGCAAAGGAUCAGGAAUUCUUGAGGUAAAAGUGAAGCUGGAUCAAAACGGGUGCCUGGAUUCUUGUGUCACCAGCUAGGUAUAUAUCCGGAAAGUCACAGAACGUGUGACAUGCUGCUAUAACGGAUGACAAUCACCGUAGUAGGUACCAAUCAGACAUGCAUCUGCUAGUUGUUGCCUGGCCGGCUUCCAAGCGCAGGCGGUCAAUAUAAUCUUCCCCUCAGAAGAGAUAUUGGAUAUCUCUCAGGCCGUGGACUGGCCUCAAUAGCACCCUGUCUACUCUAGACCGUUCCAACUGAAAGUUGUCACUCUUCUACUCACUUCGCAUACUACCGUCAUGCCUCCCAGAGCAAUAUACCUCGUAACAUCCCGAAAUAGUCCGAGUCAGCGUGCCCAUUUCUCUAUCUUUGUUCCAUCGGUCGCUUGUUCCACUAUAGGUACUUCGAUACACGUUGUGGGCGCCCCUAUGAUGGGCUAUCAACUCGAGUUCAAACGGAAUCACGCCCUCUCCUCCAAUGAAGAGCCAUAUGAGACGGUCUUGCUGGGAUAUGUCGACUCUCAACACAUUACGGACUCUCCAACAGAGAGUAGUAGUAUGUUUGUAGACCAUACUCCGAGAAAUGAUCUUGAAAUCGCAGCCAGUCAGACACCGGCCCCUCGUGUUAGUGAAAAUUUCAUGGCGCCUGUUAAUGAUACCACCAACAAGAGAUGUCAAGAGUGGACUAUGGAAUUUGUUCGUCAUCUGGCUGCUCGGGGUCUGCUUGAGGAGGAAGCCGUUCAGAUUGUCCAGUCGAAACGCGAUUCGCCAGCCCAUGGAAUCGCUUUGCAGCCUGUUGGUCGACGAGUAGUUUGAGGUGCUAUCCAAGUAUAUGCAUGAAGCACGUGCCAAAGGAUAUAUAACUUGAAGCUUUUGGUCUUAGCUGGCAUUAGUAAAGGCAACCCAGAAAAUACUGCUACCAAGAAGAG
This is a messenger RNA of Aspergillus vadensis CBS 113365, 990 nucleotides long. RefSeq lists its product as uncharacterized. The transcript has 2 exons. Bases 362 to 877 code for a protein of 171 amino acids. Lineage: Eukaryota; Fungi; Ascomycota; Eurotiomycetes; Eurotiales; Aspergillaceae. The record is from RefSeq and is a predicted model, not a curated record.